UGUUGCUGACGUUUGACAGACAAACAUGGCGGACUGCGACUCUGAGCCUCUUGCGUAUGUAGCGAUAAGUAACAUCCCCGCUGCUUUCCGUUCAGCAGACCUGAGAAAUUACUUCAGCCAGUUCAUAGAAAGCGGUGGUUUUUGUUGUUUUCACUAUCGACAUCGGCCGGAAGUUCUCAGAGAGCCUGAAAGAACCGAAACCACGGUGUGUGGAGACGGAGAGAGCUCCGGUGUUAGCAGCUCUGAGCCAAAGCGGGCGGUGAAGUCCAAGUGCUGUAUCGCAUCAGUCGGUGCUAAAGAUGCUGACCGCUUCAUCCACAUGUACGCGGGAAACCACUGGAUCGACUCGAAGGGGAGCUGGCUCUCCAGGCGCUGCGUUAUCAGGAGAGUUAAAGUUUCACAGGACAAAGGUGAAGGAUCAUUCCCUUAUAAAACCAAGUACGAGCUGCGUCAUCGCGUCUCCUUAACUGAGCAGUUCACGGAGGCCGACCUGAGGAGCUUACCUGAGCUGAACCCACCUUCGCUGAUGCAGAACGGGAACGUGGGUACACCUGUGAAGGUCUUCCUCCAGCUCAUCCAGUCCUGUCGCCUGCCCCCUCGUCUCAUUCGCAAGUUAGGUCUCACUUUCCCGAAGACCAGCUCUAGUCGUCGCUAUGGAAACGUGCCUUUCCAGUACCACAAUACCUGUACCCUCCCAGCCACAGAAGAGACUGUCUUAACAGCUACUGGGCAUGAAAUAACUGGACUGAGGACUGGGACGGCUCGAUCUUCAAGAUCAAAACUCCUGACUGAUGACAGACAAGAAGCAAAGGCUGAGGAGAUACAGAACGGAGAUGAAGAGGAGGAUGUUCAGUCAAAUGCAGAUGAUGAUGAUGACUACUGUGAAGAAUGGGAGCGCCACGAGGCUCUGCAUGAAGAUGUGACGAGCCAGGAGAGAACAAAGGAGAGACUGUAUGAAGAAGAGAUUGAGUUGAAGUGGGAGAAGGGAGGUCCAGGUCUGGUGUUCUACACAGACGCUCAGUACUGGCAGGAAGAGGAAGAAGGAGAUUUUGAUGAGCAAACGGCAGACGACUGGGAUGUUGACAUGAGUGUUUACUAUGAAAAAGAUGGAGGAGACAUGGACGCUCGGGACUACGUCAGCAUGCGAUAUGAAAAGAGACUUAGGGAUGGUCUUGAAGAUGGAUCAGGGCACAAUCAGUCGAUUGGAAGAUUUGAGAGGUUCUCUAAGGGUUUUGGUCGACGCAUAAUGGAAAGGCAGGGCUGGAAAGAUGGCGAGGGACUGGGAGACAGCCAGGUUGGGAUUUCUGAAGCUCUGGAGAAUGAGGGUCAACAUCCCAAAUGCAAGAGGGGCUUUGGGUAUCAUGGAGAAAAACUGUUAUUGCAUCCAUUAAAAAAGGCCAAAACAAACCAUCUCAUAUGUACAGUGUACGAUAAACCUAAAGACAUUGAUAAAGGUGACACCUUACUGAGACGCCAACCUAACACCAGCAUGAAGUACAGAGGAUGGACACCAGGGGGCGUCAUUGGUUUAAAAAGAUGACUGGUUCUGUUUGAUAAAAUCUGUAUAUUAACCUGUUUGAUAUUUGUAUCAAGUUUGUAUUAAAGCAUUUUUAACUUA
This is a messenger RNA of Nothobranchius furzeri (turquoise killifish), 1618 nucleotides long. It is a transcript of the gene gpatch3, whose product is annotated as G patch domain containing 3. Lineage: Eukaryota; Metazoa; Chordata; Actinopteri; Cyprinodontiformes; Nothobranchiidae. The record is from RefSeq and is a predicted model, not a curated record. Gene Ontology annotation, biological process: positive regulation of DNA-templated transcription; negative regulation of RIG-I signaling pathway; negative regulation of type I interferon production. Gene Ontology annotation, molecular function: nucleic acid binding.